AUGAUAUCAUCAUCAUCGUCAUCAUCAUUAUCAUCGUCUUAUAGUUAUACAAAAAUAAUUAAAAGACCAAGAUGGUAUAAAAGAAUAUCAAGAAAGGGUCUUGUAGUAUUGGCUUUGAUCAUUCUAUUGUUUGUAUCAUACAAACUAUUGAAAUCUAGUCAUAUCAAGAAUAAGAGUAGUGUCAACAACCCAAAUUACCUUGGUAUGGGAUUACAUACAACCUUUAAAACUCAUCCAUUCUUUUACAAAAAGAAAAUGGUUCUUAAUCAUGAUGAUCAUUCUAAAAUUACAAUUGUAACUCAAGUAUCAGUUGAAAGAUUGGAAAGGAUUGCUUGGAUGGCAGACAAAUGGAGAGCACCUAUAUCAGCUGCAGUAUACAUCAAGAAUGACAAUGAAAUUCAUAAUGUUACCAGUUUAAUUAAUAAUAGUUAUUCGGUCACUCAAUUUGUUGAUAUUCAUUUAUUAUUUGCAAACAAGACAAGAUAUCCAGUCAAUACACUUAGAAAUUUAUCAAUUAAAAAAGCAUCAACUAAAUGGGUAUUAUUAAUGGAUGCUGAUUUUAUUCCUCCACUUGAUUUACAUGAUACCAUACAAACGCAUGUUGAUCGUUUGGAAUUAGACAGUGAUCACAAUCAAAAUGACUUGGUUUCAUUUGUAGUUCCAUCAUUUGCAAGUUCAUUACCAAGAUUUCAAUUACCAGAUGAUAAAGAAUCAUUUAUUCAAUCUGUUAAAAGUCAGACUAUUGUACCAACAAAUUUAAAUGUUUGUCCAAAAUGUCAUUCACCAACAAACUAUACUAGAUGGUACAAUGAAUCAAUACCAUAUGAAGUGGAAUAUCAAUGGAUUUAUGAACCAUUUUUAGUGUUUAGAACCGAUCAGGUUGAACCAUUUGAUGAGAGAUUAAAAGGUUAUGGAUUCGACAAGAAUUCACAUACCUUUGGUAUGGCAGUACAAGGAUUUACAUUUAUGGUUCUACCAGAUUCAUGGAUUGUACAUAUGAAUCAUCCUAAACAAGUUUGGGAAGGUACUGAUACAUAUGAUGAACAAAUGUUUGAUUCACUAAGAAUAGUUUGUGAAAUAUUACCACAUACCAAAGAAAGAUAUGGGUUUGAAAGAAAUGAUCAGUUGUUUAAUGAACCAAUCGGUAAUAACCCUAUUAUUAUUUAUCCAUACCAAUACAAGAAUUCAAAAAAGAAUAUGCCAGAACAUUCAAACUAA
Cavenderia fasciculata is the source of this 1218-nucleotide messenger RNA. RefSeq names its product putative glycosyltransferase (gene gnt15). NCBI's taxonomy places the organism in Eukaryota, Evosea, Eumycetozoa, Acytosteliales, Cavenderiaceae. The transcript has 6 exons. The record is from RefSeq and is a predicted model, not a curated record. Gene Ontology annotation, molecular function: xylosyltransferase activity; glucuronosyltransferase activity. Bases 1 to 1218 code for a protein of 405 amino acids. Gene Ontology annotation, biological process: protein O-linked glycosylation via mannose.